Messenger RNA from Haemorhous mexicanus (house finch), 2179 nucleotides. Its product is annotated as B-cell differentiation antigen CD72-like. NCBI's taxonomy places the organism in Eukaryota, Metazoa, Chordata, Aves, Passeriformes, Fringillidae. The coding region runs from base 157 to 1170 and encodes 337 amino acids. The record is from RefSeq and is a predicted model, not a curated record. Gene Ontology annotation, cellular component: plasma membrane. Gene Ontology annotation, molecular function: transmembrane signaling receptor activity. The transcript is spliced from 8 exons.
GAGCAAACUUCUGCUUCUGCAGAUGCUGGCUGCACUUCUCCUUUGCACCUCUGAGAGACGGUGCAGUCACCAGGAACAAAGGGGACAUCUCAGAAAGGCAUCCCAAGGGCAGAGCGGGAGCCAGCGAGGCUCAGGGCUUGCCCAGCUUUUGCCCACAUGGCCCAGCUUUAUGAUGACCUGAGGUUUGCCAAAGUGAUGGGGGGCCGGAGCAUGGCCAGCCAGGCACUGGAGGCAGCCUUCGGCAUGAAUGAGGCAGAGAGCCCCUAUGAGAGCACGCAGCCAGCACUGGCAGGGCAGGAUGGGGACGGAGCAGAGCCCAGCCCAGGGCGCUGGUCCCGUCGGUGGUGCAUCCCUGUGGGUCUGCUGACAACUUGCCUGCUGCUGGUGGCCACUGUGGCUCUGGGGGCUUGCUACUGGCAGGUCACCCACAGCCUGCAGGACUCCUCUCGUGAGCACAUGGCCGAGCAGGGCCGCCUGUCACAGGAGCUGAGGGCCCAGGAGCAGAGCCUGGAGCAGACACAACUGGAGCUGGCGUGGGCCAGAGAAGAACUGCAGCGAGCGUGGCGUGAGGGCAACAUCAGCCAGAUGGAGCUGGACAGACUGAGCUUGGAGCUGCGUCGUGUCACGGGUGUGCUGGGCAGGACAGAGAGGGAGAUGCAGGAGGUGCAGGGGAGGCUCAACACCAGCGAGAGCACCGUGGCCCUCCUGCGCUCCUGCACAGCUAUAGAUUGCUGCCCUUCGGGCUGGCUGCUAUAUAGGGGCAAGUGCCUCUUCAUCUCCUCGGAGAAGAAGACAUGGGAAGACAGCAGAGAUGAGUGUGAGAAGACAUAUUCUCAGCUCCUGGUCACCAAAUCCUGGAGUCGUUGGACUGUGCCGACCUUCCUGAAGAAUGCAGAUGUCCCAUACUGGAUUGGAUUGCAGAAGGGCAGUUUUCCCUGGUACGACUAUGGCUGGCUGGAGGAAGAGGACCCAGAGGGCGAGGGAGGUGCAGAGGCCUGGUUCUGGGUGGAUGGCUCCCUUUACGAAAGGCCGUGGCAGUCAAAAUCGAAUGGAACCUGUGCCAUAAUAAGCCAUGGGAGCAUCAAACCCGCCCAGUGCACUGGUCCCAGUGAUCUGCACCUCUGGAUCUGUGAGAAGGCAGCAGGGCCAAGCCGCUUCCCUUUCAAGUGAUGAUGGCUGCUGCCCCCAGCACUGCUGUGAACCUGCACCCUGCACCGCCUCUGCUCCAGCCUUGCUGUGUCCCUGCCCAGGAUGUCCCUUCCAUUCCAGCCAACCCCUUCCCUCAGACAGCCCCCUGCCCCUGGGCCACCCAGGGCCUUCCCACUGAUGCGCAGCCCAUGGAUGCCUCCAGCUGGUGUGCUUUGGCUGAGUGGUAGAGGCCACUCACUCCACAGGGGACGCCACACCUGCAUGGGACACUUUGGAUCUUCCCGAGCACAACAGCUGUGGGCAGUGGGGAGCUCAGAACCGGCUGCAGAAUGGAUCAAACACUGGUACUCAGCGCUGGAGCCACGCCACAUCCCCAGCAUGGAGAGAGCUGUGGUGCUGUGGCAUGUCAGGAGUGGGAGCUGGGGACAGCACAGCCCCACCCCCACACAGUCCCCUCCCCACAGCAGGAGUUUUCUGCGUGACCCCACUGCAGCAGCAGCUUGGCCAUGGCUUUCAGACAACCCAGCACUCAACGGCCUCGGCAAAGCCUCAGCACCUAAGGAGGGAAGCUGAGCCCGAACUGGCCAGUGCCUGUGCUGACAUUUGGGGAUUUACUUUUGCGCUAAUUAGAAAGUAGAGCAACGACCUGUAGGGUCCCAUGGUGUGAUUGUGCCUUUCAAAAGCAAAAGUUAACUCAGGCACUUGUAGCAGGCUGACGCUUUGCAAGACAACUCAUCAGGACUUAAAAUAGCUGCUACACAAGUGCACAUGUGAAGAUUAAGCAAAGCAGCCCUGAUGUAACAUGCAGCCAGGUGAGAGCAGAGGAAGUGAUGUUCAACCAGGCGAAAAUGCUCUCAGUUUCUGAUAAGGUUGUGUGUGCCAUAUAUAGUUGAUGAACUGCUGUGUGAGUAAGCUUGCAUGAAGAGAAAAAGAGUGUUAGAGGCAGGCAUUUUAGAGGGGGCAUGUGUCACUCGUCUGUCUUGUCUGCUGGCUAAACUCACUUUAUAGCAAUAAAGAGUCCCGGUUUGUC